GUCGAAGCCCACCUUCCGGUGAUUCUUCGCGCCCCGCUGUCGCCGUUCUCAGAAGAAAAUGGCAUUGGGACUAAUACUAGGGCUAGGAAGGGCAUUUCGUCGAAAGCGCACAUCAUCGCUUGACAUUCUUUCCUCCAAACGUGCCCCUAGGGACUACUACAAGGGGAAGAAUUGCAAGCCCAUUGGUUUCCACACUAGAAAAGCUAAGUAUGUCGUGCAGCAGGAGACAUUACCUAACUAUGUAGUCCCCGAUUUAACCGACUUCAAGCUCAAACCAUAUGUAUCUCAGUGCCCAAGAGAUGUCAAGACUAGCGAGUCUGCUGGAUCAACUAAAUAAGCAUACUGAGUGACAAGCAUUUGAUUUGUUUGUUUAUUGUUUUAAUCGUGAAUUAGGUCAAUAUCUUGUUUGGCAGGUUCAUGCCUUGGACUUGUUCAAAUAAUGAACCUUUCUUCUUGGUUGAAGCAUUGCUUUAUUUAUUUUUCUGGUCAACUGCACCAGAUUAUUUAUACGCAAGAGAAGGCGGCAGAAAAUUGCCGUAUAAUAUGUAAUUGUAGCAAAAAUUAUGAUUUGGUAUUUGCUAAACACAAAAAUUAAUUAAGGAACUAAUGCCAAG
Molecule: messenger RNA, 614 nt
Organism: Prunus dulcis (almond)
Lineage: Eukaryota; Viridiplantae; Streptophyta; Magnoliopsida; Rosales; Rosaceae
Product: 39S ribosomal protein L41-A, mitochondrial-like
Exons: 4
Coding region: 59-337 (92 amino acids)
Biological process (GO): translation
Cellular component (GO): mitochondrial large ribosomal subunit
Molecular function (GO): structural constituent of ribosome
Source: RefSeq, a predicted model, not a curated record